AACCAUGUUGAGUCCUGCAAACGGGGAGCAAAUUCACCUGGUGAACUAUGUGGAGGAUUAUUUGGACUCCAUCGAGUCUUUGCCUUUCGAUCUGCAGAGAAACGUCUCGUUGAUGAGGGAAAUAGACGCGAAAUAUCAAGAAAUUCUAAAAGAAUUGGAUGAAUAUUAUGAGAGAUUUAAGCAUGAGACUGAUGGUACCCAGAAGAGGAGAGUUCUGCAUUGCAUUCAGAGAGCCCUGAUUCAGAGCCAGGAACUGGGCGAUGAAAAGAUUCAGAUUGUGAGUCAGAUGGUAGAGCUGGUUGAGAACCGGACCAGACAAGUGGACAGUCAUGUGGAACUCUUUGAGGCUCAUCAAGAGGUCAACGACACCACGGGCAACAGUGGCAAAACCAGCCAAGAUAAAUCAAAGAAUGAGACAAUCACUCAAGCCGAAAAGCCCAACAAUAAGCGAUCCCGACGCCAGCGCAACAACGAGAACCGCGAGAAUGCGUCCAAUAAUCACGAUCCCGAUGACAUCACCCCGGCAAUGCCGAAAGAGAAGAAAGCAAAAACGUCAAAGAAGAAGAAGCGCUCUAAGGCCAAAGCCGAGCGGGAAGCCUCUCCUGCAGACCUUCCCAUCGACCCGAACGAGCCAACGUACUGUCUGUGCAAUCAGGUCUCCUAUGGAGAGAUGAUCGGCUGUGACAAUGACGAGUGCCCCAUCGAGUGGUUCCAUUUCUCGUGCGUGGGACUUAACCAUAAACCAAAGGGCAAGUGGUACUGCCCCAAGUGCAGAGGGGAAAAUGAGAAAACCAUGGACAAAGCCCUGGAGAAAUCCAAAAAAGAAAGAGCUUACAACAGGUAGUUUGUGGACAUUUCUUUGAAUGGUGAGGAAGGAGUAAAAAGAAAAAGUGUAUUUAUUACAUUGUCACCUUUGUGGAGGUGUGAGGAUUGUAAAAUGUAUAUUUUUAAAGGAUGUUAGAAAAGGAGCCAUUUCUUUCAUCGGGAUGGCAGGGAGAGUUUCCUUUUGUUUUCAUGGGUACACACGUGUAAGAAGACAGUGGUCUGGAUCAGCAUUUUAGAAACCACAAAUGGAGGUUUGAGUUAAACACUUGUGUGAGUCUCAGACUGGUAUUUUUUUCUCUUUUGGUGACUUUGGAAACAACCUAAUAUUAAAAUGUGGAGAGAAGAUUCGUUUAGCUAAUAUUUUAAUAAAAAUAAUGUUAUUACUUUAUUAAUACUGGUUUAUUUUUUAUUUAAAUUUUUUUUAAUUAGUGGCUAAAACGACCGCUCAUAGCAAAUUUGUUUCUUGCUACCAUAAUGUAUAUCCAUCUAACAAUUCAGUAACAAAGGUUUAGAGUUAAAAGAUUAUUUUUUACAAAGGUAAAUGAUUAAAUUUUACAUGACAAAUAUUUUAUAUACUGGCCUCUUCCCCAGUCGGCAAUUUUUAAAUGAUUGAGUACAUUUUAUAUUAAACCAAAUGAAAAUGGUCUAGUCAUGGGACGUCAUGUCACGCUUUUGCUAUCACAAGUUACAGUGUAGCAGUCUUUAAUGUAGAAAAGCUGUAUAAAUGUACAUUUCCGAGUAAACUUGCACUUGUAUUAUAAUGAGAAAUGCAGCCAGAUGCGCUUGUGAAACUAUGGUGCGUUUCUUUUGUAUGUAUGAGAGCUGUAUAGAUGUGAUGUUAAGAAAUAAAUGAAACUUGGCCAGUUCA
Messenger RNA from Echinops telfairi (small Madagascar hedgehog), 1693 nucleotides. It is a transcript of the gene ING1, whose product is annotated as inhibitor of growth family member 1. The transcript has 2 exons. Gene Ontology annotation, biological process: positive regulation of DNA-templated transcription. Gene Ontology annotation, cellular component: nucleus. The record is from RefSeq and is a predicted model, not a curated record. NCBI's taxonomy places the organism in Eukaryota, Metazoa, Chordata, Mammalia, Afrosoricida, Tenrecidae. The coding region runs from base 5 to 844 and encodes 279 amino acids.